Molecule: messenger RNA, 1977 nt
Organism: Paraphaeosphaeria sporulosa
Lineage: Eukaryota; Fungi; Ascomycota; Dothideomycetes; Pleosporales; Didymosphaeriaceae
Exons: 2
Coding region: 1-1977 (658 amino acids)
Source: RefSeq, a predicted model, not a curated record
AUGUCGAGCCAUGAUCCUCGCUCGUCCUCGCAGCAGUCGCUGGGCGCACACAUUGACGAUGACAGAGCAGGCAGACGCCGCCUGCUGCUUGUGUAUAUCCACGGUUUCAUGGGCGAUGAGACUAGCUUCCGAAACUUCCCCGCUCAUGUCCACAACCUUGUCUCCAUCACGCUUGCCGAGUCCCAUGUAGUUCAUUCCAAGCUGUAUCCAAAGUAUCGCUCAAAACAUGCCCUAGAGGUUGCUAGGGACGACUUCUCACGAUGGUUGAGUCCACAUGAGGACCGGUGGACCGAUGUAAUCCUUCUUGCCCACUCCAUGGGUGGCCUGGUGGCUGCCGACGUUGCACUGCUCUGUCGACACCGGAUUAUAGGCGUCAUCAACUUUGAUGUCCCUUUCUUGGGCAUGCACCCUGGCAUCAUCAAAGCUGGGCUUGGAAGCAUCUUCAAGCCGUGGCCUGAGCCCCAGGACCAGACUCCCGAGGAGCCUGACCCAGCUGGAAAGAGAGUUAGCCGAUUGAACACGCUCUUCAACCCCAGGCCCAAUGACCCCAAUUACAACCCACCCUUUCCCAACGAUGUCCAUCUCCCUGUUCGAAAAGGAUGGGAGAACACAUUGCACUGGCUGAAUAAGCACUCGAACGGCAUAGUCCAGGCUUCGAAAAGCCUCGUCCGGUCACAUUUCGAGUUUGGCAGCGCCAUGGCCGACUAUCGGACCCUCAAAGUACGAUAUAUGAAGAUCCGAGCUUUGGAAGAAGAGGAUGAGCGACAGAGGGCGUCUGCAUUGCAAGAGAUACAUCAUCCGCCGCGAAUACGGUUCGUCAAUUACUACACCACAAGUACAGGACGACCUAAAAAGCCCAAAUCUCCGAAACCGUCCUCACCAUCGCCUUCCCGGCCCGCAAGUAGAGCUUCUCCAGCCCCGCAAGCUCCCGCGGACAGCGCUACUGCGCUUGCGUCGUCAACCUCGCAACUCAAGAUAGACUCCCAAGGCUCGGAUACAUCCGCCGUCAGCCCUAGAUCAUCGAUUGAAAGCCCUCACGAGGAGGACGUUUUGGACGUCAUACCGCCAACGCCAAUAGAGGACGACAGCCCCGAGCCAUCGUUGCACAUUGUGGCAACAGAAGGUGGAUCUGGACCAGAGCUACCUGACAUCCCGUCGAUACCCCAAGAACCACCAUUCGUCGACUUGGCGCAAUUCGCAGACCGAGGUCAGAGGAAGGCUGCCGAAAAGGAACACGAUCAGGCUCUCAAAGAGUAUCAACGCGCCGUGAAAGCACGCAACAAGAUUAUCAACGACCGAGACAAGAUUCAAGAGAAAUGGGAAAAGCAGCAGAAGAAAAACCAGCAACUCAAGGAGAAGCAGGCACAGCAGGAUCAGCAAACUGAGACAAAGCAAACAGGAAAAGAGCUGCAAAAGGAGGACAAGCAGGUACGAAAAGAGCUGAAGAAUGCGGAACGAGCCAAGGGCAAGGACAAAGCAGGAAGCAAAGCACACACUGAGCUGAACCGCGAAGACGUUGGGGCUGUGCAGCUUGGCGGUGACAGUUCCCGCAGCACGUCGCAUAACGGCCCAUAUGGGAACUACGACUUCUCUCAAAGUGCCAUCAUGAACCACGCCGAGCCGGACGAGCACGCUUCCUACACGACAGGGUCCAAUCCCCCGUCUUCAUACAACGAAUCCACAUAUUCGCUCACCACUGCAGAUAGCAACGUCACGAAUCCGGGACCGGAGGCGCCACAGAAGGUGAGAAAGCUGAAAAAAUUCUGCAUGCUCCCGCCAGAAGACAGCAAAGGGAACAAGGAUCCCACCUGGAUACGCGUGUUCAUGGAAGGCAUCGACGAGGUUACAGCGCAUACAUCUUUGUUCUUUGUCAACGAUACGUAUGAGCGGUUGGUUGGGGAGGUCGGCGCUCGGAUCGAGGACUGGGUUUCGGAAGCGGAUAGUCUGAGGCUGGUGAGAGAGAUGGAGGGCCUGUGA